AUGGCCAGCCCAACGCCCGACGCCCCAGUCGUCAAGGAUGCCAUUACUCAAACCCACGCCUUCGGAUGCCUCCUGGCAUACUGUGUCGUCUAUGUUCUCCCACUUCACCUCUCGCCUGCGACUAGGGCCACACCUGGCCGCUCACGAGAUGACCCCGGAGCCAUCCGAGCCCGUAUCAAGGCCGUAUCUCUGUCUACGGCCGUAUGCUCCAUCAUCACUCUCGCCAUUCUGACGCUCUCCUCCCCCACUCUUGACGCCGAAGGCAGGUCCGAUCAUGCCUCAGCUUGGCAUGCUAUGGGGUAUUGGCCUUUGGGUUUGCGCGAAACAGCCCACUCUGUUUUCUUAACCGCCCUGUUGUUUGCCGCCCCGUUGUAUGAGCGACUUGUCAUUGACGGCGCCUGGGAGGACUGGCUGCGUCUCGAGCCGCUUAGCACUGUCUGGAACGACAUGCCCACCUGGAGGAACUUGGUUGUGUGGCAGGGUCCCAUUACCGAGGAGUGUUUAUUUCGCUCCGCCGCAGUUCCGUUACUGCUCCUGGCUGGUAAUGGUCUCUCCUCAACUGUUUUCUUAUCCCCUCUAGUCUUCGGCGUAGCACACGUCCACCACUUCUACGAAUUCCGUGUAACCCACCCUGACGUGCCGCUCGUUGCCGCCAUUGCCCGCUCCGUUCUCCAAUUCUCCUACACCUACCUGUUUGGCAUCUACGCUACCUUCAUCUUCCUUCGUACGGGCUCCCUUCUUGCUGUGAUCCUGGUUCAUUCCUUCUGCAAUGUCAUGGGUCUCCCCCGCGUCUGGGGUCUAGUAGAGCCCUACUGGCUCCCAGAGGGGACGAACAACGGCACCGUGAAAGCUCAUACAGUCGUUUAUUAUCUACUUCUUUUCGGAGGUAUGUUUUCUUGGUGGCAGGGCUUGUAUGCCCUCACCUCUUCAUCAUUGGCCCUUGCCGACCUGUAA
Clonostachys rhizophaga is the source of this 954-nucleotide messenger RNA. NCBI's taxonomy places the organism in Eukaryota, Fungi, Ascomycota, Sordariomycetes, Hypocreales, Bionectriaceae. The record is from the annotation of a GenBank genome assembly.